Molecule: messenger RNA, 2384 nt
Organism: Pelodiscus sinensis (Chinese soft-shelled turtle)
Lineage: Eukaryota; Metazoa; Chordata; Testudines; Trionychidae
Gene: RBMS1
Product: RNA binding motif single stranded interacting protein 1
Cellular component (GO): ribonucleoprotein complex
Molecular function (GO): RNA binding
Source: RefSeq, a predicted model, not a curated record
UCGCCUCUGCUGCUGCCAGAUCAAUGAGCUCCCUCCGGCUGGGGCGGUAGGAGCAGCCCGGCUCCGCGGCGGAUCCCCGGGGCGGAAGGGGGAGCGACAGGCCGUGCGUGGACCUCGGGCUCGACGGAGGGAGAGAGCCAGUCCGCGCCGCCGCCGCCUCUGCGCGCUGCCAGGGUGCUGCCCAUCCCGAGGGGAGCUGGGGGCUUAGGCGGGGCGAUGAUUUUCCCCAGCAGCAGCAGCAGCAGCAGUAACCCGGCGGGCGGCAGCAGGGCUCCCUAUAGGAAACAGCCGUCCAUUGUACCAUCCCACCCAAUGGCUCCUCCUAGUCCCAGCACCACCAGCAGUAAUAACAACAGCAGUAGCAGCAGCAACUCUGGUUGGGAUCAAUUAAGUAAAACAAACCUUUAUAUCAGAGGACUGCCUCCAAACACCACUGACCAGGACCUGGUAAAAUUAUGCCAACCAUAUGGGAAAAUUGUAUCCACAAAGGCUAUUUUGGAUAAGACAACAAACAAAUGCAAAGGUUACGGUUUUGUAGAUUUUGAUAGCCCAGCAGCUGCUCAGAAAGCUGUUUCUGCUCUGAAGGCUAGUGGAGUCCAAGCUCAGAUGGCAAAGCAACAAGAGCAAGAUCCAACUAACUUAUAUAUUUCCAAUUUGCCACUGUCAAUGGAUGAGCAGGAGCUUGAGAAUAUGCUCAAGCCUUUUGGGCAAGUUAUCUCUACAAGGAUACUUCGUGAUUCCAGUGGUACAAGUCGGGGGGUUGGCUUUGCAAGGAUGGAAUCAACAGAAAAAUGUGAAGCAGUGAUUGCUCAUUUUAAUGGAAAAUUCAUUAAGACACCACCGGGAGUUUCUGCUCCUGCAGAACCUUUAUUAUGCAAAUUUGCAGAUGGAGGACAGAAAAAAAGACAGAAUCAGAACAAAUAUAUACAGAAUGGGAGAGCGUGGCAUAGAGAAGGCGAGGUGAGACUUGCUGGAAUGACGCUUACUUAUGAUCCAACUACAGCUGCUUUACAAAAUGGAUUUUAUCCUUCACCGUAUAGUAUUGCAACAAAUAGGAUGAUCACUCAAACAUCUAUUACGCCGUAUAUUGCUUCUCCAGUUUCUACGUACCAGGUUCAGAGUCCUUCCUGGAUGCAACCUCAACCAUAUAUAAUGCAGCACCCUGGUGCAGUAUUGACUCCCUCCAUGGAUCACACUAUGUCACUACAGCCUGCAUCCAUGAUAAACCCUCUGACACAACAGAUGAGUCAUCUUUCAUUAGGCAGUACUGGAACAUACAUGCCAGCUACAACAGCUAUGCAAGGAGCCUACAUACCCCAGUACACACAUGUUCAGACGACAGCUGUUCCUGUUGAGGAAGCUAGUGGUCAACAGCAGGUUACAGUAGAGACGUCCAGUGACCAUUCUCCAUAUACAUAUCAGCAAAACAAAUAACUGAGAUGUCCAGUGUUGACCUUGCCUGGAGAAGGGUGCAAAGGCUGAAACAAUCAUGGAUUUUACUGAUCAAUUGUGCUUUAGGAAUUAUUGACAGUUUUGCACAGGUUCUUGAAAACGUUAUUUAUAAUGAAAUCAACUAAAACUAUUUUUGCUAUAAGUUCUAUAAGGUGCAUAAAAAAACCCUUAAAUUCAUCUAGUAGCUGUUCCUAUGAACAGGUUUAUUUUAGUAAGAAAAUUUUUAUCAAGUGUUAUGAUGCAAUUUUUUUUUUUCAAAUUUCUGGGUAUGCACAGAUGACCACGAAGACUUAUUCAUGUGCAUGGCAGAAUUUGUGGGGGUUUUUUGUUUUUAUUUUUAUUUUUAUUUUUAUUUUUUUUAUUGUAUGAAAUGGGUUUUCAGAAGUUUAAAGUAGUAAAACAUCUUAGGUGAUGAUCUGUGCUUGCCGUGUGUGUGUUGCUACAGUGCAGUGUUGCAGUUCGUGUCUGUUCUCUUAGCUUUCCGUUUCUCCUUUAACGUAGCGUAAAGUGUCUUAUCCUUUUCUAUAAAUUCCAAUUUGCCUUAAAUCUUUCAUGCUGUAGCUGUCUCAGUAAGUAGUCCAAACUAAUGGUGUAGAAUGCUUUGACCAAAUGAGCUGGUCUAUUAUGCCUUGUAAAACAGCAGCAUAGGGCUUUUAAAAGGUAGUCAAUAAAAAUUGCUGAAAAUUUGGCUUUUUUUAAUGUGUAGUAGGUGUUUUUAAUUAAUUUUUUUUCACAUAAUAUGUAAGGUAGUGAAAUGCAGGAGGGGAAAAAUGUUUUGCGUGAAACACAUUUUCUGACUGGGGGAAUUUUAAUAGGAUAAAUUGUUUGUAAGGCCAUAUGCCAAUAGUUUCCUCUGAUAGUUUGAAUGAUUUAGGAACUCUGCUGUAUGAUGAAAUGUAAAAUCUUUUUUUUUUUUUUUUGCCUUUUUUUUC